Catharus ustulatus (Swainson's thrush) is the source of this 1929-nucleotide messenger RNA. RefSeq names its product replication factor C subunit 3 (gene RFC3). The record is from RefSeq and is a predicted model, not a curated record. Gene Ontology annotation, cellular component: DNA replication factor C complex; nucleus. Bases 57 to 1127 code for a protein of 356 amino acids. The transcript is spliced from 9 exons. Gene Ontology annotation, biological process: DNA-templated DNA replication; DNA repair. Gene Ontology annotation, molecular function: DNA binding; ATP hydrolysis activity; DNA clamp loader activity. NCBI's taxonomy places the organism in Eukaryota, Metazoa, Chordata, Aves, Passeriformes, Turdidae.
GGCGGCCGCCGUACGGAACGCGCCUCCCGCUGCCGGCCGCGGGCUUUUGGAGCACCAUGAGCCUCUGGGCGGACAAGCACCGGCCCGGCUCCCUCGCCCGCCUCGACUUCCACCGCGAGCAGGCGGCUCGACUCCGCAACCUGGUUCAAUGUGGUGACUUUCCUCACCUGUUGGUAUAUGGACCAUCAGGAGCUGGAAAAAAGACCAGAAUAAUGUGUUUGUUAAGGGAAUUAUAUGGUGCAGGAGUGGAGAAACUGAGGAUUGAGCAUCAGAGUAUAACGGCACCUUCUAAGAAGAAGAUUGAAAUUAGCACCAUUGCAAGUAAUUAUCACCUUGAAGUUAACCCAAGUGAUGCGGGAAACAAUGACCGUGUGGUAAUUCAGGAGCUCUUGAAGACAGUGGCACAAUCCCAACAGCUUGAGACAAGUACUCAACGAGAUUUCAAAGUGGUGCUGUUAACAGAAGUUGACAAACUCACUAAAGAUGCUCAGCAUGCUUUGCGUAGAACAAUGGAGAAGUACAUGGCGACCUGCAGGUUGAUCCUGUGCUGCAACUCAAUGUCAAAAAUUAUAGGACCCAUUCAAAGCAGAUGUCUGGCUGUACGAGUACCUGCUCCCAGCAUUGAAGAUAUAUGCCAUGUCUUGUCCAGCGUGUGUAAGAAAGAAGGCCUGACCCUUCCUCAGGAACUGGCUCAAAGGAUUGCAGAGAAAUCUGGCAGGAAUCUUCGGAAAGCACUACUUAUGUGUGAGUCCUGCAGAGUACAACAAUAUCCUUUUACUGCUGAUCAAGACAUUCCUGAGAUGGACUGGGAGGUUUAUUUGAGAGAAACUGCAAAUGCUAUUGUUGGUCAACAGACACCACAAAGGCUUUUAGAAGUCCGUGGACGGCUUUAUGAACUCCUGACACACUGUAUCCCUCCUGAGAUUAUAAUGAAGGGUCUCCUGACAGAACUUCUGAAUAAUUGUGAUGGGCAACUGAAAGGUGAAGUAGCACAGAUGGCAGCCUUCUAUGAACACCGCUUGCAACUGGGCAGCAAAGCCAUUUAUCAUCUGGAAGCAUUUGUUGCAAAGUUUAUGGCAAUUUACAAGAAGUUCAUGGAGGAUGGGCUGGAUGACAUGAUAUUCUAACUCUGAUGCCCAAAGUCAUAAACAGAAUUUUGGGUCAAGAUACCAAUGGUGUUGCAAAUAUCUACUUGUCAGUGUUUGAUUACAUGUGGGUCUAGUUCUAAGUCAAGUAUUUUUAUUUUGCUAUUUAGUAAAACAAUGUUUGUUCAGCUUUAGAAACCAGAUGGAUUGUUUGACAACCACAAAUCCAUCUUUAGAUCCAUACAAAAUGCAUUAGCCUUUCAGAAAGACAACGCGUUACCUUGGAAAAUAUGUAAGAUGAGAGCUGCUUUGCAGUGUUUGUAAGCUGCCAUUAAGAAGGGAGAGCACAGGUGCUAUGUGCUUGGUUUUUAUUUGUUAAUCACAGAUGGGCAUUGCUGAAGGAAAAAGAUGUUUAUUCCAUGUUCUGCCAGGUACCACCUUGAACAUGUAUGUUCUGCCUGCUAAUCUAUACAUCUUGAUGCUUGUCUGGCUUCUUUUUUUUUAGUCUCAGUGUUUUCUGUGGUGUGCUAACACCAAAUUAUUUCUUUCUUUUUUCUUUGUAAGCAGUUGCAUUGAAGUUGUGGAGGAGCAAUACUUUGGUGUUGCUUGUAAAUCACAUGGAACACCUUGUUUAGAAGGAUUAUGCCUUCAUAUAGCAAGUCCACUUGCUUUCUGACACUCUUGGGUUUACCUCAACCUGCAAAAUGCUGUUCAUGCAAAGUUACUCCUUUGACUAUUUUUUUAAUGAAAUGCAAAGCUUCAGCUUUCAAAAAAUAUCUUUCACCUCUUAAACUGAUACGUGACAUUUUUGAAAUGACAAAAUAAAUUGUGGAAAAUAUACAGU